CUCUGUACAGUCUAACAUGGAGUACGAGCAAAACUCGAACGUGUGUAGCUUCAGUGAACUAAUUAUGUCGGAUACACGGCGUCGUAGAAAGUCUAAUACUUCUGGAGGAUCUGAAGAUCUUUCGGAUUCGUACGAGGAGUUACAUGUAACUAAGGAAACCCAGAGUAACGAAGUUACAGAGGGCGAGGAGCAUCGUGACUCGGAAUAUGAGACAGGCGAAAGCAGGUCUGAGGCAGACUCGCAGGAUGGCGGUUUACGGGAGAGUGGAGAUGGACAGGAGGAGGAUAAGCCGCAGCGAAAACUGGAUGACGAUGAAGACAGACGUAAUCCUCAGUAUAUCCCUAAGCGAGGUACGUUUUACGAACACGAUGACAGAACAACGGAGGAGGUAGCCGAAGAAAAAGUAGAAAAUCCCAACGAAAGAGAGGCGAAAGAAAAGAAAGUCUGGAAAGAUAAGGAGGAUCGAUGGGAUCAUGAUAGGUAUAAUGACGAUGAACAAGCACCCAAGAGCCAUGAUGAACUAGUAGCCGUCUACGGCUAUGAUAUCCGAAACGAAGAAGGCCCGCCUAGAGCUCGACGGAGGAGAAGAUAUGGUCGCGGUCCAAAUAAGUACACGCGAAACUGGGAGGAUGAAGAUGCAUAUGGUAAGCCAGGUGGUCCUCCUUCAGUUGGCCGAGGUGGUGUUAGAAAAACAAACCGAAGUGGAGAAGAGUUUCCUGCAUUAAGUGGUGGCAAUAAUAAGGACGACAGGUCAACCACACCAGAAGAACCAGUUAUAUCUUCGGCGUGGUAUAGCAACAAAAACAAAUCUCAACCCAAAGCAGGAAACUUCCCACCUCUCCAAGCACAGCAUGAGUCUCUAAACUCGAAGACUAGUCCUACAAAUCAUUCUGGGAUAAACGAAAUGCGAACCCUUAAUGAGCCAACAAAUCCAGCUUGGAAGAAGGAAGUGAAACAGAAUUCGCAUAGUCAAAGUUCUAAUGGAAGCGGUGGUGGUGGUGAUGCAGACAAAUUAAUGAAUCACAAAUCCUCGCCUCGUGAUUCGAACAAAAGGCAGGUCCAGGAGAGUGUGAGUUUGGCAGCCAGUAGAGCCAGAGGUCGAGGAUUCAAAGCGAGUGGUAACACUAACAAUGCAGGAUCCAACAGAUUGGAUUAUAAAGCUAAAGGUCGUGGAUCUGGCUCAGUUACACUUGAUAAUAGGCGAAAUAAUUCAGACAAUAAUCACAUCGACGAUCAUCAUAUAAUUACCGAUAUGAAACAGUUGAAUGUCAAUGACGGAGGAUCUUUUCAACAGAAUAGCAGACAGAACAAAAAUUUGUAUGUCCAAUCUCCAGGCCAAGUUCGACCUGGUACGAUUCCUCCGCGUAUGCAACAACAGCACCAGCAACCACAGCAACAGCAGCAGCCAGCACAGCAGCAAUCAGCUCGCCAACAGCAGCAUGACGCAGCUGGUAACAGACCUAAACGGUAUUCAAGCUUACGCCAGCGCCCACCAGUUCCAGAGGGUCCUGGACAGCAAGGCUACCAGCCUCAGCAUGGUCAACAUGGCUAUUACCCACAAGCUGGAAAUUCAAGAGGCGUUCUAGAUUCCCAAGGAUACCCUGCGGGUCACUUUGAUCAGGCUCCACCAGUAGCACCGCCGGCAGCUCCUCUAGCUGGACAACCGGUCCUUCCCUUGCCUCCAGGUGGUCAACCAGCAAGUUUUGCUCCACCUCCAUUUUUGGUACCUUCACCUCAGUUCUUACCACCUCAGGGUGCACCGCCAAGCAUGAUUAAUUACGUACAGGGACCGAACGGGCCUGCCUUUCAACCUAACUUCCAGGGUUAUCAAGGCUUCAGUCCGCCUGUUCAGCCACAAGGGCCGCCGCCGCCCCAAGAACUGUUUCAGCCACAGGGUUGUACCUAUUACAGUCCGGCUCAGCAACAACAGCAUGCAGUUCCUAUGAGACGACCAAAGGCUGCAAUUCCUAUUCUUCCGCCACCUGACAAUCAGCAACAUAUGACUAGUCGAGGUAGAGGUAGAACAAUACAACAACAAAUCAUUUCCGUUCCAGUUGGCGGCGUGCAAAGAACAAAUACGGAAAGUAAGAAUAACAUGGUGGAAGGCGAUGGGAAAUUCGUACAGGCACAAUUUGCUGGAGUUCAGAUAGAAAAGCAGGUACCAACCGAUCAGUUUGCGGUUAAUGAGACCACUGAAGUAAGAGAAAAUUCCGUCGACAAUGAAGACAAGGAUGUCAUAUCCAAUUCUGAAAUCACCAAUAUCUCGGAAACUUCAAAAGAGUUGAAGGUCAGCUUAGAUGUGGUCGUAAUGACAGAGCAACGGCAAGACAAUGAACAAGAGAAGGAGCAGCUACAACAACAAGAGCAACAUGUUUUGGAAAGUGAUGAUGUCAUAACUACCAAAACCGCUGAACAAGUGAUAAUUAAUACUACAGAGCCUGAAUUGCCGAAAAUAGAAAAUAAGGUAAUGGAAAGUCCCGCGGUUGAGGAAGCUGCUGCCUAGUUAUUUACACUUAGCUUUUUUUAAUCACUUAUCAUAUUCAAUUGACCAUAACAGUGAGUUAAUAUGAUGUGAAUACGUUAAUGAAACUGUCAUCAUCAUUGAAUGUCACGUAAAUAUAACUAACGAGUGAUGAUCAUCAGAAAAAGUGAAAAUAUCUUGGAGAAUUUCAAAAUUGCGAUAUAGCGAAUAAUGUCGCGGCAAUCGCUAAUUUAUCGUGCAUCAGCCAUCGACUACUGUACAUGUUAUGUUAUGUUUAUUACUAACUUGGGGUGGUAUCCGUAUUUCACCAGUUUAGUUCGUCGCUUGCAAAAUAAAAGGAUAAUUUCGUAUUAUCUGCAUUUUGACUAAUUAUCUGGCGUUAUUAUCUGCCAGUUUCAAUUUGAAUUUUAUAUUCACAUUGUGCAUAAUUAAUUGCACUGUAAAAGUCUCAUGGGAUGAAAUUCUUUUUCGACAAAGUUAUAACUUUAACUUUAUCUCUCUGGCCGGGCCAGUGUUACAUCAGCACGUUUUUAUUUUGUUAGCGACUCUCUCCUUUGUUUUGGCACAAGAUUUUUGUAGGUCUUUCACCUGCUUCAGAUCGAUUUUCCCAUUUCCUCAAUUCAGUCAAAUAAAAACAUAUUUAAGAUUGAUUUUUAUUCAUAUGCAAAUGUUUAAAGUUUAUAAAAUCAACAAUAUAAGAUAUACUAACUUCUUGAAUUUUCUUGAAUUCAUAAGCUGAUAUAUCUUUUUUUAAAAGUCAAAGAUAUCAUUUAAAACGAACAGGCUUGUUUGAUAUAAACUUUGAUUGUGACUCGUUCUAGCCAUUUGCCGUGCUUAUCUAACCGUUGAGUAGCCAUUGAUAUAACAUACGAUUAUUAAUUAAACAGAAAAGGUAAAAUCAGAAAAAAGGAGAUAGAUAAAUUAUGAUAAAUAGAAUCAUAAAUUAAUAGAUAUCACAUACAAAUGUAACAUUUGUAUUGUAAUUAUUCAGUCUGUAUAAGCAGUUAGUAUAAGCGACUAAAAAUGAGAUGAUUGCGAAAUUGUAAAAUAGUCCAAGCAGUUUUGGACACUUAAAGUGUGUAAUAAAAACGUUUCAUUUCA
Molecule: messenger RNA, 3583 nt
Organism: Neodiprion fabricii
Lineage: Eukaryota; Metazoa; Arthropoda; Insecta; Hymenoptera; Diprionidae
Gene: btz
Product: protein CASC3
Exons: 9
Coding region: 17-2503 (828 amino acids)
Biological process (GO): mRNA processing
Cellular component (GO): exon-exon junction complex
Molecular function (GO): mRNA binding
Source: RefSeq, a predicted model, not a curated record